UGUAAACAGAGCGUUAGGAGAGAUGGAGUCAACGAGAGGACUGACUUAAACGGCCAACGCAUAACUAGUGCUCGUAGCGAACAGCUGGAGGUCCUCGUUAGGCACUACAGACAUUGUUUUUUUUUUAUUUUAUUUUUUCUCAACUACUGAAAAUACUGCCUGAGCAGUAAGGCGUCGUGCCGCGGUUCUGCGUGUGGCUCAGACGUGUGAACCUCCUCCGAAGCGCUGCCAUCAUCGAGCCGUCCGCCGCCACCGUUCGCGGGCCUCGCGCUCCGGCUCCAUGGGGAACUGCCUGUCGUCCCAGGGCGCCGAUGACCUGUCUCUGCUGAACGAGUCGGAGGGAGCGAGCCUACCGGGGGAGCCGCCGCCUCCCUACCAGGAGCGUGCCCAGGUGCCCGUGUACCACCCAACACCCAGUCAGACACGACUCGCCACGCAGCUGACGGAGGAGGAGCAGGUCCGAAUCGCCCAGAGGAUUGGCCUCAUCCAGCACCUUCCUCGCGGCAUCUUCGACCCCGGCUCAGAGCCCUCUGAUAAGAAAGUCAAAGAGUGUGUGAUCUGCAUGAUGGACUUCGAGUAUGGAGAUCCUAUCCGGUUUCUGCCCUGCCUGCACAUCUACCAUGUGGACUGCAUCGACGCCUGGCUCAUGCGCUCCUUCACCUGCCCGUCCUGCAUGGAGCCCGUCGAUGCUGCCCUCCUCUCCUCUUACGAAACCAACUGAGGUGAAGCGCCACCCCCACUUUACCAGAUGCGCUGAUAUUAAACCAGUUGGGUUUGCCGGGGGACGUGCAGAUGCAGGGGUGGGGGGGCGCAACGGCAUUGGUGUGGAGACUGAGAAGGGCAGAGGAAAAGAGGAAGGUGGCCCAACUACAGGGGGGAACUGGCCUGAGGAGACAUCCCUGCUUACAGACCAGUACCCUGCCUGACACUUCUUACACGAGCAAUCAAUGAAGGAUUAAGGAUACUUAGCUGAUAUUUAGUAGAACACGUGUAAUUGAUAAUUAUUGGAGAUAAUUGCUCCAUUACCAUUGAUUUUCCUUAAUUCCCAGCAUAAUAUCCCAAGAGCAAUGGUACAGUAUUUUAACAAAGGAAUCUUAUUUUGUGUGACGUUAUCAGUCAAAUCAGUUUAAUCCCUCCUAACAGCGCUGGCCAUCUCGUGUUUGAGAAAAAGAAGUGUGUGUGUGUGUGUG
This is a messenger RNA of Scleropages formosus (Asian bonytongue), 1190 nucleotides long. It is a transcript of the gene rnf11a, whose product is annotated as ring finger protein 11a. The record is from RefSeq and is a predicted model, not a curated record. Gene Ontology annotation, cellular component: ubiquitin ligase complex. Gene Ontology annotation, molecular function: ubiquitin protein ligase activity. The transcript is spliced from 3 exons. Bases 281 to 721 code for a protein of 146 amino acids. Lineage: Eukaryota; Metazoa; Chordata; Actinopteri; Osteoglossiformes; Osteoglossidae. Gene Ontology annotation, biological process: ubiquitin-dependent protein catabolic process.